Messenger RNA from Aethina tumida (small hive beetle), 2426 nucleotides. It is a transcript of the gene Slob, whose product is annotated as slowpoke-binding protein. The record is from RefSeq and is a predicted model, not a curated record. Lineage: Eukaryota; Metazoa; Arthropoda; Insecta; Coleoptera; Nitidulidae. The transcript is spliced from 6 exons. Bases 172 to 1536 code for a protein of 454 amino acids.
UUUCACGCCGUCCUUUUUUAACCUACUUUUCGCGAAUCCAAUUUCAGUAAAUUUCGAGAACUCAUACAACAUCCGAGGUGACAUACCGCAAGCAAUAAUUGAAUUAAAAAAGGGAAGCCCACAAAGUAGCGGUUCGUUCGUCAGUUUUCUUCGCAGUCGCGUACCGCGAAAAUGUUCAACUUGUACCAGAGCAUGAACAAGAGACCGGAGGACGAGAAGGAAUCGCCGGUGAUCGGCCACGAGAGAUUCUACCAGGAACGGUCGCGGUCCAGUGUGAGGAAAAGGAGGAAGGUGACGAGGAGGGCGCAGAGCGCCUCGGAAUUUCCCAGCGCGACUCUGACCGCCGCCCAGAAACGGAUGGCAUUCAAAUCCCGCAGCCAGAGUUCGGAGAAUAAAAGGGAAGAGGGAAAGUUCAUGUCUCCAGGGACCGAAUCUAUAGCUAAACUGUUGUUCAAUCGACGAUCUUCGACGGUACAAAAGCACGAGUACAGCGCCUUGAAAACGGACGGUGGUAGUACCGACAAGUGUAGGUACGAGCAACAGAUCAAAAAUGGGGCAUUCAUGACUUGCAAACAUUAUUUACAAAAUAACGAACGAUACGAACUGAAAACCCAACUUGGCGACAUCGGAACACGAAACGACAAACAUUGGUUCAUCGUGCAGGAUCACACGUUGGGCGCGGAACGUCUGUUGAGUUUGGUGCCUUUGCCGCCGACCUGUCCGAUAAAUCCGUCCCAGGCGACCCGUGACACACUCCUGGAACUGUUCCGCGGCCUCCAGCAUCCCUACAUCCAUCCGGUGCUCGACGUCGAGUUCUGGGACGCGGGCGCCGCCCUCAUCAGUCCCCUAAAUCCCGCGGGUAGUUUGCGGGACGUUAUCCACGCCGCCAACUGGCAGGACGACUGUGACGUCAAGUAUGCCGAAAGAGGAACAGGAUUACCUUUAAGAACGGUUCAGUGUUUGGGCAGACAAAUUCUAGAAGCUCUGUUGUUCCUGCGAAACCGUCACUUUCCUCCGUUCUACCACUUGAACGCCGGCAACGUGAUAAUCCAAAACGGGGUAGCCAGAUUGGCGGGACUCGAAAACCCUCUGUUCGGCCUUUUACCGCGAGCGCCAAGCGCCCCGGAGACUCUAGCAUUUGGAUAUUUGCUGUUCGAAAUGGCGGCCGGCUAUCAGCUACCAUCGCCGCCGAGCGCCGCCCACCUCGAAUUGGAACUGGAAAGGGUGCCAAAGGUGGCGGACGCCCUGUGCAUAAUAUUCGAUAGCACAAGAAUGGCGACCAUAGAGGAUUUGGUGCGAUGCGAUCUGUUCCGCGGCGUCGAACUGAGGGAGCUGAGGGGCGCGAGCAUUUUGCAAAUCAGCACGCCGCAGGAGGUGCUCGAACUGCUCGACGUCGUCCGGAAUCCGGUCCCGCCCUCACCCUUGCGACGAAAAGAUGUAGUCGUAAUUGUAGAAGACAGGAGGCUAGAAGACAUUUUAGAAGAAGACAACGAAGACAGUGACUCCAAUGAAUGUCCGGAAGUCGAAAGUCGGUAGUAAUACCAAAAUCAUUCUUUUGUACAUUAACAAUUACAAUUAAUUAGUUAGUAAGUUGAAUGUGCGCUGUGUUUGAGGCUUUAAAGCGGUUUCAAAUAAUUAUAACGUUUAUUAUUAAUGAUGAAAAUGUGUGGCCAAACGUUUUGGACCAAAAUGUUCUGAUAAAAUUUACUGGAUGAUUCCUAAGUAUUUCAAAAAAUUGUAAUGGGAACCAUCGAGUAUAUCAAAAAUGUGAAUCAAAUAGUAUUACGGGUUUUGCAAUACGUCAAUCGCCACAAUCUAGGGGCAAUAAUAUUUUUAAUAGUAGCUUUUGUAGUACCUGUAGAACGCUAGUUUGUAGCAAAGGAACGGUUGGACAGUAAUAGAAUUUCUAAUGCUGUUAAUCGUUACACGGGUUUGAUACAGUGUUAGCGAGACUAUUUUUUGAUCUAUAUAUCGACUCUUUCAUAACUCAUAGAUAAUAAUUCUAUCCCAUUUAGAAUUUGCAGCAACUUUUUUAUGGAUAAUUUGAUUGUUUUCUUUUUCAAAAAAUUUUCUACAGAUGUAACAGUUUGCUUAUAAAUUAACAUUUGUUAAAUAAUCGAACGAGUUUUUAAGAAAACUGACAAUCAUCCCAAAACAGGUUGUCUUCACAGAAAUAGACAAAACGACUAACCUUAAAACAAAGGCAGAAAAUGGGCAAUAAUGAAGGAACAUAUCCAGGCCGUCCUAGUACGUCAAUUUAAAUAACGUUCUGUUCUGUUAUAGCAAUAGUAUAGAACCGUGGAUGCGGAUCUUCCGUCGGAAACGGAAAUACGUUCUGAUCCGGCAAUGCGGAUUCAAGACGCACGUGACGUUGUUGAGGGACAAUCGCACCGUCAAAAGCAAUGCCCGAAUGCGUUUAGAUUUAA